This is a messenger RNA of Mixia osmundae IAM 14324, 1353 nucleotides long. RefSeq lists its product as uncharacterized. The coding region runs from base 1 to 1353 and encodes 450 amino acids. Gene Ontology annotation, biological process: nucleotide-excision repair; base-excision repair; base-excision repair, AP site formation. Gene Ontology annotation, cellular component: nucleus. Lineage: Eukaryota; Fungi; Basidiomycota; Mixiomycetes; Mixiales; Mixiaceae. Gene Ontology annotation, molecular function: 8-oxo-7,8-dihydroguanine DNA N-glycosylase activity; damaged DNA binding. The transcript has 2 exons. The record is from RefSeq and is a predicted model, not a curated record.
AUGGCGACAAAGAUGCUUCAGACGGCCGAGCGGUCACUCAAGAUCUUACCUGCUGAGCUCUGUCUGGCAGCAGUCCUACGAAAUGGUCAAUCGUUCAGAUGGCACAAACGUAUCACUUGCCAGGGCGAGCUUUGGUCUAUCGCGUGGUCUGACCGUACGAUCGAGCUGCGACAAGAUGGCACGGCGAUCUACUAUCGAGCUCUGUACCCUCUGAGCGCGCAAAAAGAGCACGAGCUAGACGAGGCACAAGCGACGACGCUAGCCAUACUACGACGGUAUCUGUCGCUGUCUAUUUCGCUCAGCGAUCUGUACGCUCACUGGUCCAGCCGGGAUCCCAACUUUGUCAAGCAGACCGAUAAUGGCAGAUUCGGCGGCAUCCGAGUCCUGCGGCAGCCCAUCUGGGAGACCAUCGUCGCUUUCAUCUGCUCGUCCAACAACAACAUUGCCCGUAUAGGCUUGAUGAUCUCACGGCUUUGCGAGUCGCUCGGAAGCAAGAUGCCGAGCUCAGAUUCGGCCGAAGAGGCGACGGUCAUGUACAGCUUCCCCAGCCCUGAAGCGAUCGGCCAAGCCGGUAACGAGACCCUGUUGCGCCAGCUCGGCUUUGGCUAUCGCGCAGAGUAUGUUGUCAAGACGGCUCAGAUGGUGCAGGAGCUCGCAAAAGCGCACAAUGCCUCACUAGCGCCCGGCGAGCAUCUCGGCGUGGAAGCCUAUCUCGACAGCUGGUCAAAGCUAUCCUACACAGAUGCACGCGAGCAGCUGUUACAGCUCUGCGGGGUCGGUCCCAAAGUGGCAGACUGUAUUGCCCUCUUUGGGCUAGGCUUCGCCCAGACGGUACCGGUCGAUCGACAUGUAUGGCAAAUUGCCAUACGAGACUAUCACUUCAACAUUGGCAAAGGUCGAGAGAAAGACGGUCCGAUGAGCAAGGAGAUCUAUGUGAGAGUGCAGACGAAGCUCCAAGAUCUCUGGGGCGACUAUGCUGGUUGGGCCCAGCAAGUCUUGUUCACCGCCGACUUGCGCUCGUUCGCAAACUAUGAGAACGCCUUGCUGGACAGCAAGAUCAACGUCAUAGCAGACGUUGAUUCAAGUGCAAGUGUCAAGAGCGAAGAGGCAACCACUGAAAUGGAAGGCGAGGAUAUCGCAGCACUCGUUCACACACCUGCUCCCCGAAGAACCCGCAAGGAGUUACUGACGAGCACGAAGAAGCGUCGUAUCGUCAGAAGCGCCAUCGAAGCUUACCCGACGCCGAGUGCUACGCCGGUCAAAAGCGAGAGCGAAGUGGCGGAUGUCUCUUUGGGCGCAACGGAGCAUCAAAUCGAUGUCAAACUCGGGCGGCGAUCGAGCAAACGUCCAUGA